Molecule: messenger RNA, 7750 nt
Organism: Ailuropoda melanoleuca (giant panda)
Lineage: Eukaryota; Metazoa; Chordata; Mammalia; Carnivora; Ursidae
Gene: CRACR2A
Product: calcium release activated channel regulator 2A
Exons: 21
Coding region: 1130-3262 (710 amino acids)
Molecular function (GO): GTP binding; calcium ion binding; GTPase activity
Source: RefSeq, a predicted model, not a curated record
AGGAAAGCAUAAAGGACAGAAUGCACGCAGUUGACAGCUGGAGUGGACCUGGUUGGAGGUGGUGGGUUUUUCAGGGGUGCAGACCCACAAGGAGAGAAAGGCAGGGCUCCUGGGGGCUGUGCAGCCUGUAAAUAUUCUGGAACCAGGGCAAGGGGCCCAGGGGGACUCGGAAACAGAGGGGCGCGGGAAGUCUGACCAGUCAGGCAGGCUAAGUCAGCAGCAGCCCCGCCCUCAGCACCCAGGCUCCCUGGCAGUCUGAGGUCGCCUCACGCCCGCCCAGACCCCACCGCGCGGCGUGUGCGGAUCCCGGAGGGCGCCCAGGGGGCGGCGGCAACGACAGCUGGGGCUCCAGGCACGCCGCUGCCACUUCUGUGGCGCCGGGGGCUGGUUCAGCCGGCGCGGGUUGGGGCGGAGAAAGUGGAGCAGCCCGACCUGACAAGAGGCUACCGGACAGCUGUGAGCUCAACCUAGGCGCGGGCGGGUAGGAGGGAAGGCGGCGACUGCCAAGGUCAUGCCCCGACCACAGCUGCCCCUCGGGAGACUGGCCGGGAGCCAAAGUCACGUCAUCAGGCUGCCGGUCAAGGGUGGAGUGGUGGCGACUUGCGGCUUUUCCUCAUGAGCCCCGCCUGGGUGUCCACCUGGCACUCAGCACGAGCACGUCUCUUCCCCCCGGAGCAGCUGCGUGACGCAGAGGCCUGGGCUUCAGAGAGAGCUCCAGGAGUGUUCAAGCCCGGCGCGCUGCCUCCCCGACUCUGUGUGUGUAACAGGCACAGGGCUUGCUUACGCAGGGCCCCCCACAGUGGGGGCUUCACAUGUGAGCAAAGCCGUUGCUUUCCAGCCCUGGAAAUCCGGGCGGUAUUGCUGCUGCCGUUGGCUGGAUCUGGGCUGGAUCUGCCGAGGUCUUAGACUUUGAUCCCACUGCUGAUCCCUCCGUGCAGUCGUAUCACUUCUGAUGAACUCCAGAGGGACCGUCCUCCGUCCACUGCGCUGGAAGGGAAGCAGCCGACCUCAAGGUGGGAUUCAAAUCACGAGUAGCAACUGUGCCCCCUAGACGUGAGAAGUUACCCGUCCUAUGAGGGGUCAGGACCUACGAGGUUCCGCAAAGACUUGAAGAUAUUGACUAACCCAGAUGGCUACCCCUGACAGGAGAGUGGUCCCUAGACCCCAGAGACCUGGCCAGGGUCCAAAGGAGAGUGGGGCCUGCCUGGGUCCCCUGGAGCUGGCCAUGCGGAACAAGGCACGGGAAUUCUUUCAGACCUGCGACACAGAAGGCAAGGGCUUCAUCGCCAGGAGGGACAUGCAGAGGCUCCAUGAGGAGUUACCCCUCAGCCUGGAGGACCUGGAGGAUGUGUUUGAUGCCCUGGAUGCUGACGGCAAUGGCUUUCUGACACCAGAGGAGUUCACCAGUGGGUUUAGUCACUUCUUCUUCAGCCAGAAUAAGCCAGGUCAGGAAGAUGCAGAUGAACAGGUGGCCCGGCUCCAGGAAGAGAAGGUGUAUCAGUCCAGAGGGGAAGAGCAGGUGGGCGACAUGGAUGACGAUGAGGAGACCCAGUUCCAAAUGCUGAUGGACAAAUUUGGAGCCCAAAAGGUUUUUGAAGAUGAAAGUGAUAUCAAGCAACUCUGGCUGCAGCUGAAAAAGGACAAACCUCACUUACUCUCCACCUUCGAGGAUUUCCUGACCAGGACCCUCUCCCAGCUCCAAGAGGCUCACGAGGAGAAGAACGAACUGGAAUGUGCCCUGAAAAAGAAAAUUGCGGCUUAUGAUGAAGAAAUCCAGCAUCUCUACGAGGAGAUGGAACAGCAAAUCAAGCAUGAGAAGGAGCAGUUUCUUCUAAAGGACACGGAGAGGUUUCAGGCCCACAGUCAGGAGCUGGAGCAGAAGCUGUUGUCAAAGGAGCAGGAGCUGGAGCAGCUCAUCCAGAAGCAGAAGCGGCUGGAAGGCCAGUGCGCCAUGCUACAAAACGAUGAGCAUGAAACCAAGGCCGAGAAUACCAAGCUGAAAGUCACAAACCAGGAGCUGGCCCAGGAGCUGGAGCGGACAUCCCGGGAGCUCCAUGAUGCCCAGCAGCAGCUGGAAAGCCUCCAGCAGGAGGCCCGCCAACUCCACCAGGAGAAGGAGAUGGAAGUGUACCGCGUGACGGAGAGUCUGCAGCGUGAGAAGUCAGGGCUCCUGAAGCAGCUGGAUUUCCUGAGGGAAAGGAACAAGCAUCUUCGAGAUGAACAGGACAUACGUUUUCAGAAAGAUGAGGCAGCCAAGGCAAACACAGCUGCUUCCAAGGUGAACUGGAAACAGAGAUCUGGCUCGGUGAUCGGCAAAUAUAUGGAUGGCAGAGGGAUUCUUAGGAGUAGCCAGUCAGAGGAGGAAGAAGAUGUGUUUGGCCUCCCGAGGAGGAGAAGCUCCCUAGGCCUGAGUGGAUAUCCCCUUCCCGAAGAGGAGCCAGGGGCUGGGGGUCCGCUCCCCCGGGCACUCCGCAGAAUCAUCUCCAUUGAAGAAGACCCCCUGCCCCAGCUCCUGGAUAGUGGCUUUGAGCAGCCAUUGAGCAAAUGCCCAGAAGAGGAGGAGGUCUGCCAGCAGAGGGUGGAAAGACAAAGCCAGCAAGCCAGACCUUUGGAACCCAUGCCUACAUCUCCCCGAGGGCAGCCUGUUGGAAAAGAAGCCUUGUCUAAGGAGGAAGCCUACCCACCUACCCCAGACCGGCUCUUCAAAAUUGUGCUAGUGGGCAACUCGGCUGUGGGGAAGACGUCCUUCCUGAGGAGGUUCUGUGAGGACAGGUUUGCCCCCGGCUUGGCAGCCACUGUGGGCAUCGACUAUCAGGUGAAGAUGGUGUGCGUGGACGAGUCGCACGUGGCGCUGCAGCUGUGGGACACAGCAGGGCAGGAGAGGUACCGCUGCAUCACCCAGCAGUUCUUCCGGAAGGCCGAUGGUGUCAUCAUCAUGUAUGAUGUCACCGCCAGACAGUCGUUCCUGUCGGUCCGGCAGUGGCUGAGCAGCGUGGAGGAAGCUGUGGGAGACUACAUUCCUGUUCUUCUGCUGGGCAAUAAAAUUGACAAUGAGAAAGAGCGGGAAGUUCCGCGAGGCCUCGGAGAGCAGCUUGCCAAGGAGAAAAAGCUGAUCUUCUACGAAUGCAGUGCCUAUUCUGGCCACAACACCAAAGAGUCCCUGCUCCAUCUAGCCAGGAUCCUCAAGAAACAAGAAGAUACAGCAAGGGAGGACACAAUACAGGUUGACCGCCCUGCCAAAAAGAAAUCUUGCUGUGGCUGAUAAGAGUCCUCCUAGGCCUGCUCCCUGCAGGCAUGAGGUCAUAGGACUUACCCCGAAUCCUGCAUAGGGGCUCCUGCUUGGCUGUUUCCACCACAGACUGGCUAAGCCUUUGUCUCUGUCAGUGACUUGCCUCCACCAACAGGAAGGGAAGCACGUCCAGUCAGGAAAGCUGCUUUCGGAGCAUUUUGGAGUCUUCUUUCUCUUCUCUCUCUAGAUCCCAGGUGCCCAUUUUCCCCCCAGCUUGGUUUUGUGGGGAAAAGAAACAGAUGGGCUUUUCCAGAAAAAUCACCACAUGCCUUCUCCACCUCCCUUCUGCUCCCCUUGCCCUUAGGAGCUGCAGCACCGUGGUUGCCAUGACAACUGCGCAGGGGCGACUUGCUGCUUCCUGUAGCCCAAAGAUACAGUUUUCAGGCAGAGCCAGGGCAGUGGGUCUUCCUUUGGCUCCUGUUCUCUGGGUAUCAAUGGGAUGCUCUAGGCGUAUGCUUCAUGGACCUUGAGAUGCCUACGUGGUAUUGAAAAAAGCAAGCCAGUGCAUCCACAUUCUAUUGCACACCCCACCCUCAGGGGUCCUCCUCCUUGCCAGGCUGCAGAACCCAGCCUCUCAGCAGCCGCCAUGCCUCCUGUAUUUGUCCCGUUGGGGUCUCUGGAAUGUGCCUUACAAGAAACCCACAUCUUCUCCUCUUAACCACCCACUCAUGACCCUGACUCCAAGGUGGACUGUGGAUGAUAAAUGUGUGCCUGGAGUUAGGGAGUGGGCUUACUUCCUACUUAGACUAAGAGAUGAAAAGAAAACGAGGGGAAAAACCCAUCUGCUGCUAAACAGAGCGACCAUUUCUGGAAUAUAAAUAAGGUAUAUAUAGCUCCAAAAAAGCCAUUUCCCAAUGUUUCUGAAAAUAGCUCUUUGAAAAAUUGUACAUGAUGAUUAAUAGGGUAGAUUGACAUGCAGGCAGUGAGGCCCAGCACCAGGUCCAUAGUUACAGAUUUCGUUUUAUUUUAUUUUAUUUUAUUUCCAGAAGACUGUAUUUAAAAAAAGAAAGUGUGGCUGUGUUGUUGACGUAUAGCUGGUGUUUGAGAAGUGAGCAGAGUAUAGCUGCAGGCUUCAGCACCCCUGGGACUUCACCAGAACAGGGCACUUGCAUUACGGGGAAUGAUCCCAUGUGUGGUCCCUUCGUCUGGGUGGUGGUGAGUUCCCAGCCCCAGCAGGGCUCCAGCAUCACUGGCUGGCCGUCAGGGGGGCUGGCAAGGGGAGGGCAUACUUGCCCUGGGUGGGAGCUUGGAUGAAAAGAUCAUAACUCUAGGGCUGCAGGCCCAGCCCCACAGGAAGUGAGUAGUAUCUGUAGCCAAGCAGGACAACAUAGAAAAGGAGAGGAGCAGAAAGUGUCCAUGGCCUCCAAGAAGAUUCAAGACAACUGUACACAGCCAGCCAGGCAAGAGUCCAUCCACUGGUCAGAGUUCCCAAGGGUGUUCCCUGUAGCCUCCUUCUCAGAUUCCUAAAAAAGUCAGGCACCCAUGGGUCACUAGGCAAGUGCCUACCUCCUAUUUGCAGGAUUUUGUCUCCCUCACUGAGUGCUUGGAGGCACCAGAGAGCCCAUGGAGGGUGCAGGACAAAAGCCAGCACUGAGCACCAGGAGGUGCCCCAUGAGCGUGGGUCAGUCAGCCCCCUGCCUGGGCUGCCAUCUCAUCAGUAAAAUGAACGGUGGGCUCUGUGAUGAUUCUCACUCUUUUUGCUCAGAAUGCUUGUGAUGAUUCCUUCAUUUUCCAACUUAGGCUGGCCCUGGUCCCUAGUCCAAAUUUGAAGGGAACUCACAGGAAACUCCUUUCUCUAAGAGAGGGCCCUGGGAGUGGUCUCAUUUGUGGGAUGCAGGGGAUGAUGGGUCACCCAGAAAUGGCCCUCCAAUAUCUGUGUGGGUGUUGCUGUGUGAAUAUGUGUUGUUGCGGGGGUGGGGGCAGAUAGAGGAUAAAGAUCAGCAUAAAGAAAGUAAACCAAAUCUCCUGCUUCUGAAAACAAAAAAAGCAGAGAUAAUGGUUGGAAUUUAUGGGGCAAGCAGGCCAUACCUGGAGUUUCCCAAGCCUACAGAUGCCUUUAUCUCCUAUACCCAGUCCCUGGCUUGGGCUGCAUUUUUUCAUUUAGAAAAAGUGCAUUCAGGGUUUAGAGCAGGGUGGACUGACCCUAGGGCCUGACCCUACAGCAUGUGGGGCAAAUCCCCACAAAGCCUCAAUGGUCCAGGCAAAGAAGAGAGGGCAGGAAGGGUUUUUAGGCCCCUGCUGCUUCUUUCUCUAACUCCACUUGAAACAAGUAUGGAGGAUGGGACUUCAGAGAGACUCUGAGAAGUUCUGUGUCCCCAGGUCAGAGCUUCCCCUUCUUUCCCCAUUCCCUUUAAGCUAUCAAGGUGAUCAGAGUCACCCCAGUGGCUGUGAGCCUGUCCCAGGGCCCGGCAGAGUGCUGUCAGAGAAACCUCUGGCUCCAAAUCAUUUACACUGCUGCAAUGAUCUUGAGUAAGUCACCUGGCCAGGUUUCCUGUUCGUCUGUAGAUCAGAGGUUUCAAUGUCUACCUCACACGGACACAUUAAGUAGUAAAUGAGGCAAUGAAUGUGAAAUACUUAGCACAGUGCCUAGCACACAUAGCUGUUAACAGGUAGGGGCUACCAUUGUUGUCAACAUCAAGUCACUGCCCAGACCACUAUAGCCUUGCCCUGAUUUCAGAUUGAGAACCAGCUAACACCUACCAAGAUCUCCCUGUAAGUGGGUGCUCUCACAAAUGCUACCUCAUUUGAGUAACGAGUUGCUGAGCCCAUUUGCCUGGCAUGUGAGCUUAUUUUGGGCGUUGGCUCUUGGCCCUGUUCUCCUUUGUUCCUGUGGGUUUCCUGGCUUUCCAAUCAGUACCCAUGUCUUACGGUAUCUGUGGUCUGCUUCCACAUAAUCCACAUAAUCCACUCUACCUCCCUGCCUGUGGUUCUCCACGAUGCACUCAGCAGCUCAAACCUGGUGCUAGCCUGUUUACCUAAGAAUGACCUGUGCUCAUCACCAUCCUUGGCCCCACAGUUUCUUCCCUAUUCUGACUCCUCUUGCUGCUUCUUGCAUCUGCUGCUACCCUCAGCCCUGAGUUGCCAAACCAGGGGCUUCAGCACCAAACCAAAGCCCCAGUUGUUUUUUGUUUUUAAGAUUUAUUUAUUUAUUUGAGAGAGAGAGAGAAAGCACACACGGGGUGGAGGGACAGAGGGAGAGGGAGAGAGAAACUCAAGCAGACUGCACGUUGAGCGUGUAGUCCAAUGUGGGGCUCGAUCUCACAACCUGAGAUCACGACCAAAACCGAGAGUCAGAUGCUUUAACCGACUGAGCCACCCAGAUGCCCUGCCCCAGUUGUUUUGCUACUUGUCUAGCAUUUACCUUACUUGACAGUCUGUUUGGGGUCUUUUCUCUUCCUCUGUGAUACACUAGCUUUCUUCCACCUCUUCCCAUCCUGCUCUUAACACUUCCACCCAAUCUUGGACUCCCCUCUUUCCUACUCUACUCCUUGGGCCCAUUCCAGGCCACACCUGUAUGUUCUAUCAAAAAUAGCUCAACCCCUUUUCUCUGUCACUAGUAGUCAAUGCUCCAAAGGAUUUUAAACCAAUUUCAGCUAAGGUAUUAAAGCAAAUGGUGGUUUAAGGUCUGUACGUAUACUUUAACAAAAAACUUUAAAAGAGGCAAAACUCUAGCUCAAGUAAACCCCUAGUGGUCAUGGGGGUCAAGUAUUUAGGACAGAGCUGCCCUCUCCUAAGGUGGUUUGCUUCAAGUAUUUUGGAACUCUAUUUCCGGGUUCGUAUAUGUUUGUAAUUGUUAUGGCUUCUUCAUUAUCAUUAUAAGGUAUCUUUCUUGCCUUUGGUAACAAUUUUUGUCUUAAAGUCUAUUUUGUCUGAUAUUAGUAGAGGCACUCCAGCUCUCUUUUGGUUGCUCUUGCUAUAACGUUUCCAUUCUUGUACUUUCUAUUUAUACUUUUAAAUCUAAACAGAGUCUCUUGUAGACAACAUGUAGUAUGAUCAUGUUUUUUAAUAUAUUCUUCCAAUCUCUGCCUUUUCAUUGGAAAGUUUGCUAUGCUUACAUUUAAUAUAUUGGGUAAAGUAAAAUUUAUGUCUGCCAUUUGCUAUUUCUUUUCUAUAUUUCAUGUCUUUUUGUUCCUCUAUUUCUCCAUUACUACCUUCUUUUGUGUUAAAUACUUACUUUCUAGCAUACUACUUUAACUAUCUUGUUAUUUCAUUUACUAUAGUUUUUUAACUUAUUUUCUCAGUUGGUGCCCUAGAAGUAACCAUUAAUAUCUUGGUUUAUAACAAUCUAGUUUGGAUUAACACCACCUUAAUUUCAAUACUACACAAAACUUUGCUCCUGUAUAAUUCCUUUCCCCUCUCCCAUAUGUUGUUAUUGUCAUAAAUUAUAUCUUUAUACAUUUUCUUCCCAUGAACAUAGAUUUAUUGUUAUUGCUUUUAUGCAGUUCUCUUUUAUUUUUUUAA